AUGUCUACAUCAACAACACCAUCUCUCCCCCUCCCCACCUCCCCCACAAGUCUAAAUGUGAUCGCCUUGAUUUCGGGAGGUAAAGACUCCCUAUACUCUAUUCUCCACUGCAUCCGGAACGGACAUAAGGUCGUUGCGCUGGGGAAUUUGUAUCCGCCUACCACCACCACAACUACCACUCAUCAUGAGGAGAAAUCACAAGGAGAUGGCAAUGAUGAUGAAGAGGAGGAAGAAGAAGACAUCGAUAGCUUCAUGUACCAAACAAUCGGACAUAGCAUUAUUCCGCAGUAUGAAUCCGCGUUAGGGAUUCCGCUGUAUCGGCAGCAGAUUCUAGGGUCUGCGGUGGAUACGGGGAGGGUUUAUCGUGAUUCUUCUUCUUCUUCUUCUUCUUCUUCUUCAUUAUCACCCGGAGGAGAAGGAGGAGAAGGUAAUGAGGGAGACGAAACCGAAUCCCUCAUCCCGCUCCUCCAACGCAUCAAGGCCGCUCACCCGGAAGCCAACGCCAUCUCCGCCGGCGCUAUUCUCUCCACGUACCAACGUACCCGGAUUGAGAAUGUCGCAGCGAGGAUGGGUCUCGUGCCGCUCGCUUGGCUGUGGCAGUACCCGGUGUUGCCUGCGCCGGAGGAGAGGUUCGGUCUUGGUGGAGAAGCGGGUCUAUUGGAGGAUAUGGCUGCUGUUGGGUGCGAGGCGAGGAUCAUCAAGGUUGCGUCGGGGGGAUUAGAUUCCGGAUUUUUGUGGGGGGAUGUUUCCGGGAGGAAUGCGGGUGUUAGGAGGAGAAUCAUCAAUGGGAUGAAGAGGUUUGUCUUGGAUGGUGGGGAUGUAAGGGGCGCGGUGUUGGGUGAGGGUGGUGAGUAUGAGAGUUUGGCGUUGGAUGGGCCGGGUUUUCUUUGGAAGAAGAGGAUUGAGGUUUCCAGGUGGGAGGAGGGCGCUGGGGAGGGGGGUGUUGCGUUUGUGAGGGUUAGGGGGGCGAGGUGUGUGGAUAAGGAUGGUGAUGGGGUGGUGCCGGGGGAUGUGAGGAGGCCGGUGUUGUUGGAUGAAGGGUUUGGGGGGGUGUUGGGGGAGGCAUUGGGGAGUGAGGAGGUGGUAGGUAAGAGGGAGGCAAAGGUGUCUUCGUCUCAAGGGCACAUGGAGGUGUUGCAGAGUACGAAUGGUGGCACGUGGGUGGUUGCUAAUAUCUCGGCCCCUGAGGCUGGUCCUGGGGCUGCGGAGCAGAUGGAGGCGAUCAAGGAGAAGAUUGAGGCGAUUCUGGCUUCUACGCGGCGUGAGGAUGGGACUGCGUCUCGGACUACGGCUGAUAUCGUCUUUACGACGGUGCUGCUGCGCUCUAUGGCGGACUUUGCCUUGAUGAAUGGCAUCUACGUCUCCUUGUUCAAGAAGCCUAAUCCUCCGGCGAGAGCUACGGUGGCUUGCGGUGAUAGUCUGCCUGAGGGUGUGAAGGUCAUGGUAUCGGCGGUUGUGGAUUUGGGCCCUAGAGAGCAAAGGCAGGGUCUUCAUGUCCAGUCGCGUUCUUACUGGGCGCCGGCUAAUAUCGGCCCUUACUCGCAAGCCAUGUCGGUUCCGGUACAGGGUUCGGAGCACAUGGUUUACAUUGCAGGACAGAUUCCACUGGAGCCGGCUUCGAUGGAGAUGAUGAGUGCUUCAGGGGAAGCACUGACGCGGCCGUGGAUCGAGAACUAUGCCACGCGCGCGGUGCUUUCCUUGCAGCAUCUUUGGAGGAUUGGGCACGCUAUGGAGGUUGACUGGUGGCUGGGGGCUGUUGCUUUCUUGGUGGGAGAAGAGCACAUUGAGACACAGGCCCGACUAGCAUGGAACAUCUGGGAGCGGAUGCAUGCUCGUCAUGAAGAAGAAGAAGAAGACGAAGACGGAGAAUCAGGCCUGGAUGUCUGGGACAUCAAGUAUGGAGGCCGUGCGCAUGAGCAAGCAACGAGUCCAUCGGCACCUAAUUUGCCUAAUUUCGGGGUGGUCCAGUCAGACGCUUUGGUUCCUGCGUUUUUCGCGGUCCAGAUUUCAGAGCUUCCCCGAGGAAGUGAUAUCGAAUGGCAGGGUCUGGGGUACAGGUGUGGUGGAUUGCGGAUGGCUGCAGAAGAUACGGAGUAUGGCCGCAAAACCACUGUGUCCACAGAGCAGAAUCUCAGUUAUAUCGGCAUUGAGAUCGACAUGGAACAGUCGGGAUCUGAUUUGGACUCGUAUCUGCAGCUUGUCCUGCAGAAGCUGCCUGAGGUGGCAGAAGGUUCUCACGCGAUCAUCUAUACAAGUCAGCCAUUGUCCAAGCCUGCGUUCUCAGCGCAGAUUGUUCCCUGCAAAUCUGUCUGGGGACCGAAAGGACGUGAGUUGGCAGCAGCGAAAAAACCCGCCUUUCCGCCCUGGGAUUCCGGCCGCUCAUCACCCACCAUCCAUGCCAUGGCCGUUUCGCUGAGCCAGGAGGAAGAUGAAUCGCUUCCUGUCAACGGUUCUGCCCUCGAAAUAGAGCUGUCUGACACUCCCCGACAACCCUCUCGUUCCCCUCACCCGUAUCGUCGCAAGGGCUCGCAUUCAUCGUCGCUGCCUGCGGAUACCGGCGACCGAUCAACCGGUCUCCACUGGCCACGGACCUCGAGCGAUAGUGGCACCGAGGCUGAUGAUGAAAGCACGGGCAUACUGAGGGGUCUACCAGCAGCACCCUUGCGACCAAGGAAAGGGUUGCGUUCGGGUCGUCAUGCUGUUGGCGAGGAAGACCAGUGGUUUCCCCUAUUGCGCCCGUGGCCAUCGAUAACCCGUUCCACCUCACGGAGCUCGCGGCGGAGCUCAGGAGAAGAAGCCGAGGCCUCAGCGACAGGAUUGCGCGAACAAGAAGCUCGGAAGCGGCGUAUCGGAGUUUUGCAGAGGUUGUUGGAGGCUGCGUUGCUCCUCUCGGUGGGCGGCGUCGUUCUGGGACAAGAAAGCACGAGGGCGAUUGCUUGGGCUUGGAGAAAAGAGCUUCUUGCCCAUUCCCUACUUGUCGGUGGGCUUUACGCCGCUUAUCCUUUCCAUCGAGAUGGACGUUUUCGCUUCUCAAGAUUACGGUCCUUUGUUAUCCCUACGAGUUUCGAUCCUGCUCCGCUGCUUUACCCGAUCUUGAUACCCAUUUACGUUGCUUUGUCUUUAGCGCAGCAUAGUCCUACUCUAAUACUCCCUAAUGUCCUCCUCAGUCUCUCAUCUCUUCCGCCUGCCGUCAUCCCACUGCACGAUUGUGUUCACGGACACAGCAUCGUCCAUUGGAUGAUCACUCUGCUUCCGGUUAUCGUCUCGGAGCAACUAUCGGCAGGAAUCUCGCCUCCCAAACCUUUAUCUCUUCGCGGCCUCAACUCGGAAUCUCUGGCUCUUCUUUUUCCUUUGCAUCAAGCGUUGAUACCCACUUUAGAUUUUUUGUUGACUACCAGCGUCCUUCCCGCAGAACUGCAGCUUUUGACAAGCGCUCUGAUCAAUCUAUUCUUAUUUGCGUCCUCGCCUCAGGCGGAAAUCCUUAAGGCGUUGCUAUGGCUUGGUGGCCUGUGCAUCUUCAUCUCUUGUCGCGACGUGCUUCGCUGGGAAGUGGCUCUGGCCAGGAUCCCCAGCUGGAAAUUUCGGCGAGCGCCCAGCAACUCGCAGUCACCUCGAAAUAUCUUCAAUGUGCUUGAUUACAAGUUAUGCCAGCGACUAAGCCGCACGGGCACCUCGGAGGACAAUCUGUCGGACAGUGACUCGCCAGAAGGCCAAUUCUCGCUCGUCUCACGAAAGACAAUGCUCGAGUCGCGUGACAAAAACAAGGCGGGCGAGCCCAAUCGCACCGUAGAGGCUGAAGUGACAGAAAGCAUCCGGCAGCAGCCUACACUUACGCACCGGCGACGGCACACAAUCUCUAGCGUCAGCGAGGUCGCACGCACAGGAAAAGUCAGAACCACGCCCAGUGGGCGACGCAAGCGAUCAAUGGCCCCUGGUCUAGCGUCGUUCCUGUCGCUGACAGUGCCUCAAGCUCAAGUCCGGAAAUGGAUGUAUGCCCUGUUUGUCUACGUGACCGCGCUGCUCAUCAUCUUAGGACCUGUUCGAAAAUAUGUGGGCGAGCAGGCGUUAAACGGAGAAGACCCGUUCGGGUGGGCACUGAGCUAUCUGCUGGGCAACGUUUCAUGGUUUCGAUUCUGGGUGAUUAUGUGGAACCUGGAGUAUUGGAUUCCUCUCCCCGCUCGCCUGGACCCUGACCUGUUGGACGCCUCCUGCACUCUUGGUUGGGUCGAACAUCUCCGCCGAGAUGUCUUCGGGGAGGCUAAUUCGCGCCUCCUCGUUGCAGCAUAUUGCGUUGUGGUACUUGUGACUGGAUUGGCGGUUGUGUUACAGUUGAGCUCUGUCGCGGAGGUCGAUACGAGACGCAAGGUCUUCCAUGGCAUGAUGGUGCUGAUGUUCCUUCCGACGGUGUACAUCGACCCCACGUUUUGUGCUCUGGCCCUGAGUCUAGUCCUGUCCGUCUUCCUGCUGCUCGAUCUCUUCCGAGCGUCCCAGCUGCCCCCGAUCUCGCGCCCGUUGACUUACUUCCUUGCCCCCUACGUGGACGGGCGCGAUCACCGGGGCCCUGUGAUCGUGUCGCACAUCUUCCUCCUCAUCGGAUGCUCGAUCCCCCUUUGGCUUUCCCUGGCGGAUAUCCCUCGGACGGGCGACCAUCCUUGGAUGGGGUGGAGUGCGGUGACCCGGGACGUGAGUAUGGUGAGCGGGAUCAUCUGCGUGGGCAUGGGCGAUGCGGCAGCGUCGCUCGUGGGGCGACGGUUCGGUCGGCGCAAGUGGUUUUGGGGAGGAGGGAAAUCGCUCGAGGGCAGCGUGGCCUUUGCGGUUGCUGUAACGUGUGGCUUAUUGUUCGCGCGAGUCUGGCUCGUCCUGGGAGAGUGGCCGAUUAGCGGAGACAACUAUGGACCGCACCAGAACUUCCCCUGGUUGAAAACAGUGGUGAAAGCCAUUUUGGCCGCUGGGGGAACUAGCGCAACCGAGGCGAUUCUGACAGGUUGUAAUGACAAUGUCGUGGUUCCGAUUGUGCUAUGGCUCCUCGUGAGAGGGCUUGGGGUUUGA
Molecule: messenger RNA, 5049 nt
Organism: Aspergillus costaricaensis CBS 115574
Lineage: Eukaryota; Fungi; Ascomycota; Eurotiomycetes; Eurotiales; Aspergillaceae
Product: putative phosphatidate cytidylyltransferase
Exons: 4
Coding region: 1-5049 (1682 amino acids)
Biological process (GO): dolichyl monophosphate biosynthetic process
Cellular component (GO): endoplasmic reticulum membrane
Molecular function (GO): dolichol kinase activity
Source: RefSeq, a predicted model, not a curated record